GUCAGGCCGUUUGUUGUCAUUGGCGGCUCCCAAGAUGGCGUCCAUCGUGGAAGGGCCGCUGAGCAAAUGGACUAACGUGAUGAAGGGCUGGCAGUACCGUUGGUUUGUGCUGGACUACAAUGCGGGGCUGUUGUCCUACUACACGUCCAAAGACAAAAUGAUGAGAGGCUCUCGCAGAGGAUGCGUUAGACUAAGAGGAGCUGUGAUUGGUAUAGACGAUGAGGACGACAGCACCUUCACAAUAACUGUUGAUCAGAAAACCUUCCAUUUCCAGGCUCGUGAUGCUGAUGAGCGAGAGAAGUGGAUCCAUGCCUUAGAAGAAACAAUUCUUCGACAUACUCUUCAGCUUCAAAUCAGUACUACACUUGCUUUUUUCCAGUCUUCUGGUAUCUCUCCAGUUCUUGAAUUUUCAAAAAUAAUUGUAAGUGAUUCAAUUGGUUUGGAUUCAGGAUUUGUUCCUAGUGUCCAAGACUUUGACAAGAAACUAACAGAGGCAGAUGCUUACCUACAAAUCUUGAUAGAACAACUAAAGCUUUUUGAUGACAAGCUUCAAAACUGUAAAGAUGAUGAACAGAGAAAGAAAAUUGAAACUCUCAAAGAAACAACAAAUAGCAUGGUAGAAUCUAUUAAACACUGCAUUGUGUUGCUGCAGAUUGCUAAAGACCAGAGUAAUGCGGAGAAGCACGCAGAUGGAAUUAUAAGUACUAUUAAUCCUGUAGAUGCAAUAUAUCAACCCAGUCCCUUGGAACCUGUAAUCAGCACAAUGCCUUCCCAGACUGUCUUACCUCCAGAACCAGCUCAGUUGUGUAAGUCAGAGCAGCGUCCGUCUUCCUUACCCGUUGGACCUGUAUUAGCUACCUUGGGACAUCAUCAGACUCCAACACCAAAUAGUACAGGCAGUGGGCAUUCACCACCUAGUAGCAGUCUAACUUCUCCAAGUCAUGUCAACUUGUCUCCAAAUACAGUCCCAGAGUUUUCUUACUCUAGCAGUGAAGAUGAAUUCUAUGAUGCUGAUGAAUUCCAUCAGAGUGGCUCAUCCCCAAAGCGCUUAAUAGAUUCUUCUGGUUCUGCCUCAGUCUUGACACACAGCAGUUCGGGAAAUAGCCUAAAACGCCCAGAUACCACAGAAUCACUGAAUUCUUCCAUGUCCAACGGUACAAGUGAUGCUGACCUUUUUGAUUCACAUGACGAUAGAGACGAUGACGGAGAGGCAGGGUCAGUGGAGGAGCACAAGAGUGUUAUCAUGCACCUCUUGUCACAGGUUAGGCUCGGAAUGGAUCUUACUAAGGUAGUUCUUCCAACAUUUAUUCUUGAAAGAAGAUCUCUUUUAGAAAUGUAUGCAGACUUUUUUGCACAUCCGGACCUGUUUGUGAGCAUUAGUGACCAGAAAGAUCCCAGGGAUCGAAUGGUUCAGGUUGUGAAAUGGUACCUCUCAGCCUUUCAUGCAGGAAGGAAAGGAUCGGUUGCCAAAAAGCCAUACAAUCCCAUUUUGGGUGAGAUCUUUCAGUGUCACUGGACGUUACCAAAUGACACUGAAGAGAACACAGAGCUAGUUUCAGAAGGACCAGUUCCCUGGGUUUCCAAAAACAGUGUAACAUUCGUGGCUGAGCAGGUUUCCCAUCAUCCACCCAUUUCAGCCUUUUAUGCUGAAUGCUUUAACAAGAAAAUCCAAUUCAAUGCUCAUAUCUGGACUAAAUCAAAAUUCCUUGGGAUGUCAAUUGGGGUGCACAACAUAGGGCAAGGCUGUGUCUCAUGUCUAGACUAUGAUGAGCAUUACAUUCUCACAUUCCCCAAUGGUUAUGGAAGGUCUAUCCUCACAGUGCCCUGGGUGGAACUAGGAGGAGAAUGCAAUAUUAAUUGUUCCAAAACUGGUUAUAGUGCAAAUAUCGUCUUCCACACUAAACCUUUCUAUGGAGGCAAGAAACACAGAAUUACUGCUGAGAUUUUUUCUCCAAAUGACAAGAAGUCUUUUUGCUCAAUUGAAGGGGAAUGGAAUGGUGUAAUGUAUGCAAAAUAUGCAACAGGGGAAAAUACGGUCUUUGUAGAUACCAAGAAAUUGCCUAUAAUCAAGAAGAAAGUGAGGAAGUUAGAAGAUCAGAAUGAAUAUGAGUCCCGCUGCCUUUGGAAGGAUGUCACUUUCAAUUUAAAAAUCAGAGACAUUGAUGCAGCAACUGAAGCAAAGCACAGACUUGAAGAAAGACAAAGAGCAGAAGCCCGAGAAAGAAAGGAGAAGGAAAUUCAGUGGGAGACAAGGUUAUUCCAUGAAGAUGGAGAAUGCUGGGUUUAUGAUGAACCAUUACUGAAACGUCUUGGUGCUGUGAAGCAUUAGGCUGGGAAACAAAAGUUUACACCCGAUGACCAGGGUAAGUCGUGUAAAUUAAGCAACAAUCUUCCUUUGGGAGAACCUAUCACUCCCUUCUUAUUGCGGUGGUUCCUAUCUCAGGGAUACUGGACUUUCUGACACAGAUGAACAAUUAAAGCUGGAAAAGCUUCCCUUUCUCUAUGGCAGUUAAGAUUUUGACUUCAGUCCUGAGAAAACAAGAUGUCUGCUCCUGUUCCAGACCCCAUGCUUUGAAAAGUUUCACACUCUGCACUCUUGUUCUGCUGUUAAGACAUGACAUACAGACUCUUAUUUCUUCGUUCAUGUAAUCUCUUGGGUUCUAUAUAUACAAAUAUAUACACACAAAAAUAUACCUGAUGGCAGAUUUUUCAUAAUCUUCCAUCUAUUGUAAAUAUUGGUUCCUCAGAGUUGUUUUAGAAUAUUAGUGCAAUGUAUUAAAAUCAAGUGUUAGGAAAUUUCAUGGUUUCACUUAUGAUAACUUUUAUUUUGGAAAUGAACUAUUAUUAAAUUGUAUCUAAACCUGGAUUACAGUUGAAUUAUAUUCAGUGCUUCUUAAGGCUUCAUAAAGUAAUUUUUCCAACCUUUUUAAAAAGUGUAUUUUUUUUUUUUAAAUCUUCAUGUUUAGACAUGGAAGUCAGUUAUUUGGCAACCUUGAAUAUAGUAGCUUUUCACAAGAAUUCUUAAAAUA
Ictidomys tridecemlineatus (thirteen-lined ground squirrel) is the source of this 3029-nucleotide messenger RNA. Lineage: Eukaryota; Metazoa; Chordata; Mammalia; Rodentia; Sciuridae. The record is from RefSeq and is a predicted model, not a curated record.